Lentinula edodes (shiitake mushroom) is the source of this 1632-nucleotide messenger RNA. RefSeq lists its product as uncharacterized. The transcript is spliced from 12 exons. Bases 1 to 1341 code for a protein of 446 amino acids. The record is from RefSeq and is a predicted model, not a curated record. NCBI's taxonomy places the organism in Eukaryota, Fungi, Basidiomycota, Agaricomycetes, Agaricales, Omphalotaceae.
AUGUGUUCAUCUCAGGUUACAACUGCGCCGCUUUUCACAACAAGUUCUACAUUUGUCCAACCUAUCACAGGCAAGGGUCCUCCAUUCAGACAUUUGUUGUCCACGGUUGAGGCGCCACGACUUUUCAUGCUAAUUGAGCACGAUGCUCUCCCGUCGUUCUCCUCAGACCCUCUGUCACUGCUCCCCGAGUGCGCGCACUUGACGAGCUUUGAUUCGAUACCAUCUACCCCUCUGCACACGCUGAUCUCGCUCGGUCUUGACACGGCCAAGCCGCAGGCUCUUCACGCUAAAUCCAAUGUUCAACUUGACGCAGUUACACGAUACAUCUGCAAUGUUGGAUUCGGGGGUGCUGGUAAGGGUGAUAGACAUGGACAUUAUCCUACACCGCACGGUACAGUCGCCAGGACGAAGGAAUCCCCUGGUACCUUCAACGCAGCAUCAAACAUGGCUCGGAAGUUUCAACUUGAUGACGGCGACUGCAAAGACAUUUUUAUCCGUUGCAAAACAACGGAUAAAAACGUAAUCAACGUGAAUUAUACGAAGGGCCAGGAAGAUCACCAUCCGCAAUCCCCAUAUCCCAGCUCCGGGGAUGCGGUCCUGUCCUUCUGGGAAACUGGUCCUCGGUUUUCCUAUCACGGGUGGUUCCUUGACGAUCCCUCAACGCAAGCAACGCCCGAACGGACAGAUUCACCACAGGUCACCACAGGUUGGAUCCGUCGCAGUGGGAGACGGGGGGGAUACCAGCAGAUUGAUUCGUUACUGUUUUCCGUCUGUACCUCGAGGUUGAACGAUGUAAAGGACCGCAUCGAUGGAAAUCCUCUCAACGAUGCUCUCCGGACUCUGCCUCUGCUUCGUGCUCAGCACCUCACGUGUAUUGAACAAGAUCAACUCCAAUUCCAAUUCCAAUCCAAAGACCCCAAGGACCCCGGGGAUGACGAUCUACAAACACCCCUUCCUCAGUCACGUUUUCUCGUUCCCGACAAUGAUGAUGAUGACGAUGAAUUACAAAUGCCUCUUGCGUUAUUCCCUAUUAUAUCUUCCCUACCUGUUCCGGUGCAUGAAUUUAGUUGGAAGAGGGCGGCCGCACAUCCCCCUUCCUGCUUUGCAGUGUCCGCCAUUUGUCUUCGAUUGCGCGAGAUCGCCAGACCAUGUUCCAUCUUACACCCCUUACUCAUUACAUACGGCGCCAGUAAUGUCGCGAAACCGGUGACUCAAGCAAGAUGGUUUACAGUGCACCAGUAUCCAGCAUUCCUUGUUCCUCAAUGGUGGAUCUUCUUGUUCCUGAGGUGUGAUGCCUUGACCACAACCAAGCCAGCCCUAAUACCAGCUUCACGAUCAUAGAUUAUACAAUCCCUACCUCUCCAUCUUUGUACCUCCCCAAGACGGUACAUCUUUUUAUUGAACCAUCACCUCCCCCUAUCACGUUUUUUUCUUGGUCCAUGUGCACAUGUAAUGGUCGAAAAGGUCACCUAGAAGCAUUUCAAACUUACUCCAUGUCUUUGUCUUCACUCUCGCGGGUGUGUGCGUGAUCCCUACCCACAAAAUCACUGCAGAAACUCUUUCCCCAAGGUUGGGUCAUCAAAAGAAUUCGGAUAGAUAAUCCAGGACUGCAUCGGGCGGUAUAAAAAACGC